This is a messenger RNA of Olea europaea var. sylvestris, 1059 nucleotides long. RefSeq names its product transcription repressor OFP1-like. Gene Ontology annotation, biological process: negative regulation of DNA-templated transcription. The transcript is spliced from 2 exons. The coding region runs from base 1 to 1059 and encodes 352 amino acids. The record is from RefSeq and is a predicted model, not a curated record. Lineage: Eukaryota; Viridiplantae; Streptophyta; Magnoliopsida; Lamiales; Oleaceae.
AUGGAGAUUAAUCAAUUCAUACACACAGUUUCUAGCAUUUUCUCUUCUUCUUUUACUUCUUGCCAGUUCAGAACCCAACAAGAUGCAAUAGAACCCUCCUUUAACAAGCCUAAAACCAGUCAAAAUCGUCAUGAACAUGAACUUUCUUUCAAAAAGCCACCAAAGAAUGAAUUGAAGAAUCCUAAAAAGACCCUAUUUUUGGGUUCUGAUACACAUGGAAGAAGGUGUCCUCCUGUGACGCCAGUUUCGGGUUUGAAUGUGAAAGGCAAGGACAAAGAAAGUUCCAAGAAGUUUAUAAACCACAGUUCUUCAUCCAACAGUGGGUGGUUUAGCGAGGAAAAAACUGAAGCUGAUGCAGAAACAAACAAGUUUUUUAGCCUUUCAUCUACAGGUUCCUGUGAGUCCUUUACUAAAUCAAGCCGGAGAAUUGAUAAUACUGUAUUCACUGAUCAAUGCAGCCAGAAAACCACCAAAAAUAACUGUAAAACAGUUCAAAACCCUGUUAAAUCCGCUCCAAAGGGGCAAAAAACCAGCAAAAAGAGCAGAAUUGUCCCUGUAGUUGGUUUUGAAGUUUCCGAUAUUUCAACUGAGAUUUACUACAGUGAUUCCAGGAAAUAUCAGCAGAAAACCUCCCCGAAAAUGCGAAAGACUAAUCCACGUAGAAGAACAACGAAUUCUUUUCGACUUGUGGAGGAUUGGACUGAAGAGAGUUAUGCAAUGGAGAAAAUUUCAAAGGAUCCACGCAGUGAUUUUAUGGCAUCAAUGGUGGAAAUGAUUGUGGAGAAGCAGAUAUUUGGAGGCAAUGAUCUUGAGAAGCUGUUGCACUGUUUCUGGUCAUUGAAUGAAGUUUCUUAUCAUGGAAUUAUUUUUGAUGUUUUUAAUGAGAUUUAUGUGGAUGCUGAGGAAAAUGGUGAAGCACAUGAUGAACUUGUAAGUGAACAUGAUGAAGAAGUGGUGGGUGCUAAGAGACACGAUAAAGUGCAGAAUAUGGAGGAUCAACAAAUUUACAUGCAGGAUACUGAGACCAGUGUUCUAAAAAGCUUGCCUAUGAACACCUAG